Miscanthus lutarioriparius is the source of this 543-nucleotide messenger RNA. NCBI's taxonomy places the organism in Eukaryota, Viridiplantae, Streptophyta, Magnoliopsida, Poales, Poaceae. The record is from the annotation of a GenBank genome assembly.
AUGCCCAGGCAAGGAAUGGUGUCCAGCUCCAUAGACGCCUCCAGUGCUCUCGUCAAUGACAUGACCCAACCAGCAGCAGCAGCAGGGCCGUCCGCAGCAGCGCGGGAUUUCAUCCACUCCCUCCGCAAUGCGACAUGUCCCUUGCCCGAGGACGUCAGGGAGUGCUUCAACCUCCUGGCGCCGUACGCCGUGUCCAUCAACGGCAGCAACAUCAGGGCCGUCCGCAGCGCGGUCACCGUCGUGGUUGCGGAGAUCCAGGCCUUGGACAAGAGUGUCAUCGAGUUCAACAGAACCGAUGGCCAGGACUACGAGCUGGGUCCGUGCAUCAAGGUGAUCCACGAGGCCGCCAAUGGGGGCAAGCAGCAGCUGGCCGAGCUCGAUGCCGCCGGCGACGGGAAUCAGCAUCUUGCCAAUGUGGACAAAUGGUACCAGGACGUGAAGGCCAAGAUCCAAAAAUGCGACUAUGACAUCACCGAUGUGCCGAGGAGCCACGCGGUGCUCAAGGCCGGUAUCGUUAGCGGCGGCGCCGGCACACCCAAAUAA